UGCCGUGAACUUAUAUUUGCCCCUCCCCAACCACAAAACUUCACAGGGAAGGUGGCCUCAAGAGCCUCUCUCUCUCUCUAUCUCUCUCUCUCUCUCUCUCUGCAAAAUCCUGUAAAUCAAGUGGGCAUCCUCUAAACACAGAGAGAUGCUUGGCAAGAGAUCAAGAGCAAUCCAAAAGAACACCUCCAUUAUUAGCCUCAUGCUAGACUUAGCAGAGAUACCCACUAUCAAGAUCCCUUUAUUCUUCUCUUUCACAGAGCCUGAUGGCUCCAAUAGCCCCACCUCUCCAUUAGAGAUCAGAAGCUCCUCCAUCAAUGGAAGAUCGCCAAAAUUAGAGGGAGUCGGGCUUGGCAUAGUAGCAGCCAUGAACAAGCCCUAUCAAAACCAGGACUCUCUCUCCUUGAAACCCACUUUAAUGGCCAACGCCAUUAAUAGACCGACAACUUCUCCGAUGUCUCAGCCAAUUCCAAUCGGCCCUGCUAAAAUCUCUGCUAAAUUUAGAGGAACCCGCCAAACAGAGUUAUCGGAGAGUUAUACUUGUGUGAUUUCCCAUCAUGGACCGAAUUCGAUAAGGAAGAGAGAGUAUUUCGACGAGAAGCGCUGUGAAAUUGCAGAGAAGAAUUGUGGAAAUUGUGGGUUUUUCUUUGAAUCACCGAAGAAGCACGCGUAUGAAGCUUUGGAUUUUUUAAAGUUCUGCUAUCUUUGUAGGAAGAAACUCCAUGGCCGCGAUAUAUACAUGUACAGGGGUGACAAGGCAUUUUGCAGUGUUGAGUGUAGAUGCCAACAAAUACUAAGUGAUGAGCUCAAAGAAAAGUGUGGGUCUGAAGCCUUGAAGCCUUUAGAUGCCUCUGAUUCUCCAUGCUCAGCUCCGAAGCUUUUCUAUGCUGGUGUUGCAGCUGCCUAAAUAAGACUAGUAAAUAAAUUCACCCUCUAGGGUAACUUCAAGGGAAAAGAAAGAGAUAUAGAGAGAAAUUAGAGGAUUAUGAUGACAAUAUUAAAAAAAAAAAAAAAUUGUAUUAUUUUGGUACCCGAAUAACGGAUAUCACCGGCACAAGAAUUAUAGAAAUCCAGAGAAAUUGCAUCAGACUCUUAUAUAUUUUAUUCCAAUACAAAGAAAUUGGAGAAAAGGAAAAUGAAGUCUUUUUUUAUUUUGGGCAA
Molecule: messenger RNA, 1158 nt
Organism: Amborella trichopoda
Lineage: Eukaryota; Viridiplantae; Streptophyta; Magnoliopsida; Amborellales; Amborellaceae
Product: FCS-Like Zinc finger 13
Source: RefSeq, a predicted model, not a curated record